CAGCACAGAGCAAGACACUGAACAUCGGGAAUAGAGUUUGAUUUUCUUUUAAUCUGAAGAAAACUGAACAUUCUACCUUCGCCUUGGAAAAGGGUUGUUUUAUUUAUGUAUUUAUUUAUUUAUUGAAUUAAUUAAUUAAUUAAUUAUGUAUUUAUUUUAAACAACUGAAAGAGCGACUGAAACAAACAGUAACCUUACAUACAAUAUAUACACACAGGCAAGUCGAGAGAGAUACAUAGGUUACUUCUACAUCACCCAGUCAAAUUUGGAAUAUAUUUUUGUACUUUUCAUACUCAAAUCGAAACUUAUAAAUGUACUUGACAUGUAUCAUCUAUAUGAAGUGGAUGUGCCUCUUACUGAUAGUUGAUGAUUUUUAAAUUCGAGACUCGAAGUGGCCAGCUUGAGUUCUGACAGCUUGAAAUUUCCUAAACAUUUUUAAACUGGAUUUUUUUUUUGAAACAGCGAAUGUUUUCUCCUGUUGUUUAUUGACUGAGUGAAAUGCUGUGCAAGCGGGAUGCCCUAGGUAAAAACAUACUUGUAUGUCGGAGUUAAAUAUUGUCCUUGCUCAUUUAAAACCGAAAUAUAAACAGUGUUUCCGAUUUCCAUGCAGAGACUUAAUUUGUUUUUCAAUCACGUUUAAACAACUAAUCACAAUGUAUAGAAAAACGUGCAACUUCAUCCAUUAACUAUAUAUAUAGUUUUUUUUAUUUUAAACUAACACUUUAAAGGACACACAGAUACAUCUAUUUCUAUCAUAGAGUAACAUUGACACUGAACUGUACAGAAUGUAAAUGCAUCUCUGAACGUUUCAUUUUCAAAAAGACUGUACGGUUUGAUCUUCCUUAAAGAGUAAACGUUUUUAAAUGUUAGCCUUUGAAUUGAAAGUGCUGCAGAAGGAAAAUUAAAAGAUCUAAAAAUAAAGUACUGGUUUCUUCUCCACAAAUAAAUCAUUUGAACUUCCCACCGCAGAAUGAGGAGGAAACAAAUAACAGUUUUGACAUAUGGAUCUGAUUUUUGCUAAACAGACAGAUGUACAAGGAAAUGAAAAGCUCGGCGCAGACUAAAUGUGUUGCAAAUUUGAAAGAAAGUCAAUCUAAAGAUUAUUUUAAAAAUUGAGUAAACCUCGCUUCCCUAGGAAUUGGCAGCAUUAAGAAUGAACCGUCCCAUGGCACCGACCUAAGCAGUGGAUGAAAACAGUACGGUAGUGACAUUUUUUUAAGGGCAUCAACUGCUCUAAAGUUGGCAUUUGCCAGUGACUCUUGGAUGUUGGACCAAGUUUGUUCAGUUAUGGGAUCAUCUCUACUUUUUCACAGUUUGGGCAUCAUCUUCUCCUGCUCGAUUCUCAGCUGCGUGGACGCUUUGGUAGAUGUCGAUGAUGUUAUCACCAAGGAAGAGCAGAUAUACCUUUUAUUCAAUGCCAAGCGGAAAUGUGAGAGAGCCAUCAAAUCAAAACUGUAUAAAGUGUCUGAUGGCCUCUGUUUGCCUGAGUGGGAUGGCAUUGUUUGUUGGCCUGAAGGCCUGGCUGGCAAGACUGUCUCAACUCCGUGCCCUGAGUACAUUUAUGACUUCAAUCAUAAAGGUCAUGCCUAUCGGCGGUGUGACAUGAAUGGUAGCUGGGAGCUUGCCCCAAGCAACAACAGGACUUGGGCAAAUUAUACAGAGUGUGCCAAGUUCCUUACUCACUACAACCAGAACCAUGAGAAGGAAGUCUUUGACCGCCUGUAUUUGAUUUACACUGUGGGUUACUCUGUCUCGUUGGUAUCAUUAACAGUCGCUGUUGCUAUCCUGGGGUAUUUUAGGAGGCUGCACUGUACCAGGAACUACAUCCACAUGCACCUCUUUGUUUCAUUUAUGCUGAGGGCCAUCAGUAUCUUUGUGAAAGAUGCUGUGUUGUAUUCUGGGUUGGCUCUGGAAGACAUGGAGCAAGUUAGUGUGGAGGACCUUAAAUCCAUCACAGAAGCCCCCCCUACAGACAAGAUGCAGUUUGUUGGCUGCAAGGUAGCUGUGACACUCUUCCUCUAUUUCUUGGCAACUAACUACUACUGGAUUCUGGUGGAAGGACUUUAUCUCCACAGCCUCAUUUUCAUGACAUUCUUCUCUGACAGGAAGUAUCUUUGGGGAUUCACUUUCAUAGGUUGGGGGUUCCCAGCUGUGUUUGUCACUGUGUGGGCGAGUGUGAGAGCCAUUCUUGCAGACACAGAGUGCUGGGAUCUCAGUGCUGGCAGCUUGAAAUGGAUUGUUCAAGUCCCUAUAUUGGCAGCAAUAAUGGUAAAUUUUGUUCUAUUUCUAAACAUAAUCAGAGUCUUAGCAACAAAAUUAAGAGAGACGAAUGCUGGAAGAUGUGACACAAGACAGCAAUAUAGAAAGCUGCUGAAGUCCACAAUGGUCCUGAUGCCUCUUUUUGGAGUUCACUACAUUGUCUUCAUGGCUAUGCCGUACACUGAAGUUUCAGGGAUUCCAUGGCAGAUCCAGAUGCACUAUGAGAUGCUGUUUAAUUCAUUCCAGGGAUUAUUUGUUGCUAUAAUAUAUUGCUUCUGCAACGGAGAGGUCCAGGCAGAGAUUAAAAAGUCCUGGAGCAGAUGGACAUUGACGCUGGAUUUCAAAAGAAAGGCUCGGAGUGGCAGCACCACAUACAGCUAUGGACCCAUGGUGUCGCACACCAGCAUCACAAAUGUAACAGCAAGAGGCCCUUUAGCCCUACAUCACACCACCCACCUGGCACCUGCCUCCAAAAAUGGGCACCACAACCUGCCCGGUUAUGUCAAAAACGGCUCGGUUUCAGAAAACUCCAUUCCUUCCUCAGGGCAGGAGCUAUGUGUCAAAGAGGAAGAGCAAGAAAACAUGUCUGGACCAUGCGAAGGCAACAAGCCUACUAUAAUGGUGGAGGAGGAAAGGGAAACUGUGAUGUGAAGUACAUUGAAGCUUAAAAAAAUACCUAGUUUCCAUGCACCACUCAACCCGGGUUGAAAACCCUGCUGCCCCCGGUACUGCGUUUCCAUGUUAAUUUAGAAACCUUCAUUGGCUGCCAAUCUGAGCUGCCCCUGAUUUUUUUUUCUGACCCUUUCCCAAAGUGGGCCAAAGCAGAUGGGUGGAAGUACGUCACAACACAGACCAAUCAAGUGACAAGUUGGCGUAAACAUUUAAUCUAAAUCCUGGGUGAGCAGGUUUCUCCGUGCUUUAAAUAUUCUCAAAUAAUUUUUUUUUUGCAACAAAAAGCUUGAAAAAAUUGUUAGGAUUGUCGGAAGCAAACAAUAGCAUACAUCCUUUCGGUUUUGUAAACAAAUUUAAUACAACCUUAGCCGUAAGGCUUGUUUGGAAAGAACCGCCAAAAUCCGUCCAAAACUCUGAUUGCUUGGAGUUUUUUCACUUAACUCAAUGUGGGCUCCGGCGGAAUUUGGUAGAGCCCGGAUCAGCUCGGAUUGGCGGUCAAUCCGUGCUCAUGUAAAUGAGGACGAGACUCACAAAUGGGCGAACCAAUGGUGGAACUAAAUCAAUUCCGAUGCCCUCUGUUGAUUGAGGUCUGUGAUAGAAAAUGGACAGUCCAUUAACGUUCCAGUCAGGGCUACAUGAACUGACAAAAGAAAAUCUUUUGGAUGAGGUCUGAUUUAAAUCAUGAGCGAGACUAUUUUUACUGGCCCAACUUAAAUUGUCCGCCACAUAUGCAGAACUCUAGUCACGUUCCACAAAAUGCGGAAUACUACACUUUGUGUAACGGUGUGUUAUCUCUCAAAUGGGUGUUGCUGUCAAUGUCAGCAAAUGCCAUUAAUCACACAAUGUCCCAGUACAUUACAUUUGUGGUCUAAACAUGGUUGAGAAAUUGAUACAUUGUUACUGCAUUUGUAGUUUCAUACAGCCGCUAAAAUUCACAAAAAAUAAAAUACAGUAAGUGUUUGUAAUUUAGCAUUUGGUUUAACUGCUAUCAGAAGAUUUAAUCUGUGUGAAAGUGAUUUGUCUCACCUGACUUAAGUGCUUUACCUGAUAAAACUGAUUUAUGAAAGGUAAUUUAACUAUCUAAUUAUUUGUGGAUGUCACUUUACCUGAAACCACAACAGAAACACAUUAAUAACCUUGUGCAAGACUCUUCUUUAAGCUGAUUCUGAGCGACUGCACAAUGGACGAACAAUUUAACUUGGGAUGGUAAUACUUAAUUAUCAACUUUGAAUCACUUGCUGUACCUCCAGGGCCUGUACAUCUAUCUUCUGUAAAACAGCUCCAAAACAAAUGCUGAAAUAUUGAUUUGCGAGCCAACUGAUUUCAAUAAUGUUUUCUUGCGUACCACUGUUUGAUGGCCACUACCACAAAAGCAUAAAAUGGCUGUAAUUAAAAUGCAACCUAUGCAGGGGUAUAUUUUCAAAAAUUAGAUUUUUACAUUUUAAGUUAAGUGUAUUAAAGUGUAAUUAUUAGCGACAAUAAUUACAACGACAAAGAAAUUGUCUUCACUUUUUAAAAAACAAAACAGCAGGUACAGUAACAGAUUUAGAUGGUCUGAGAGGUUGGAAAGCAUACAUUGUAUUGGUGAAUAAUGUUAAAUACUAACUAGCUUCAAAUGGCAGUAAAAGUGUUUAUUUUUUUUAAAUUGAUUUGUCGGGUACCCUUCCACUGAGAAAUAGUCUGAGUUCACAAAGGAACACACAUGUAAUGAGAGAGAAAAAAUUAAAUUUAUUAAACAAAUAACGUUUUACUUAUUAGAGUUGAUUAUAGUGUAUCUGGACAGUGGCAUAGAUAUUUGAAUGGAGCAAUAUUGCUGAAUUGAAAGAUGCUGAGAUCUAGUUCAGCUGACAGGCUGUGAACUGGCCUAUGUGGCAGUGGCGGGUACAGGACGGGUUGCUUUCAUAUCUGCAAAGUAUUGAUUGGCUGGUUUUGGUAGAUAAUAAAAUACAUUUGGACCAAUUCUGCCUUUGUUUAGUAUUUGCUGUCCAAUAGAUGUGAACUGAGCUUUCAAUACGGCCAAUCAAAAUGAGUUGCAAGGGAUUAAUUUUAAAUUUGAUUCACAGUUGAUGGUGUAACAUCUGAUAGAAGCCUGCUAGAGCUGGAAGCUGAUUGGCUCAUGAUACUGAAUCAUGAGCCAGUUAAGUGGGGUCGUGUGGCAAAGUGGGUUGCAGUGCGCAGGUGCAGGAGUGAUGCGGAGAUCAAUGAAAGACAGACAAUGAUAAUCCAAAGUGCAACCAUGUUUAUUUAUAAUCCUGGUCUGGUGACCACAAAUAAUAACCCCAGCAAUGUGUAUCACACUGUUCCAAAUAACGGGUUGCAGUCCCAAAUAAUAACACAAUUUACACACACAAAUACACACACGCUCACAAGUCCCGGGUGAGUGGUUUCUGUGCUCGUGGUGAAAUACAAUUUAAUACAUGAACAAUGGUGCAGUGUUGUCCAGGUUUGUGCUGGCCUUAAGCGACAGCUCCUGGAUCAAGCAUAGUAUUAGCAACGACAAAACAAACACUCACGGUAUUUAUCACGCUCCUUUUUCGGUUCAUCCGUAACCAUAACAAAGGAACAGAUCAUCUUGCAACGUACUAAACUUGAUAAACACAUCUCCGUGUUUGAUACCAAUGCAUUCAUGUCUGAUGUAAUAAGACCAAAAUGUGAAAUUCUGCCUUCCAUUUUACAAUCCUUUUGCUCACGUGAAUGGAUUAUUUUAAAAGAAAUUAAGUAAUGUGUUAAUAUGAUUUUAUCUAAAUACAUUCCCAAUUCAGUAGAGACAGAAUGUUUCCAUAAUUUGCCUUCAUCCAUGAGAAUCUGUUGGCCAAAAUGUUGCCCUGGAUGUCUGCUUAUGUCUGCUUAAUCUCUUAGUAGUCUGUACAAUAAACAAUAAUCCAUCCUCCCCCUUAUAAGAAUAUACGGGUAAAAUGGAACAAGUUGACCGUUUCUACACUUGAUAGUACUGGACCGUGUAUAAAAGUUAUAUUUAUACAUUGGAAAUGACACUUUGUUAAAAUAUUCUACUGGACUAUUAUGGACUAAGUGUUUUUCAUAUUUAUGUAUGUAGUAGUAAACUCAAUUCUUAUAAUGACAGUGAAGUUUGUCAACAUUUGGGUACCGGUAUAGAUUAAAUAACUAACUGUCAUUGAUGCAGCCAUUGUACAUGCAUUGGGCUAUUGAAACUAAAUCAAGUGUUUGAAUUCUGCAGUGGUGCAUGACUGUUGUGUUUAGGAGAAUAAUUGCAUAUUAAGGGCCCUAUUCAUAAAAGUACUUGCCGACUGCCGUAAUAAAACAAAUUUUGUUUAAAACUAACAAAAGUCGCCCAUAUUGCUAUUCAUAAAAUGAUAUGAGAAUACGGGCAACUGUCGCAAAGCACUUUAUGAAUGCGUAUACAGUCGUUCAAGAACGAAAGUCCGCCCCUUUUUGAUGACAUCAUCAGCAUUAUUAAUGUUCCCUGGGUGGUGUCGGUAGCUGUUGUAAAAAGAAAAACGGAAUCCACUGACAGUACUACCGAAACCCGAGUCUGCAGCUCCCAGUCACGGGCAGUUUGCAAAAACUGAUUCCGAUGCCCCUAUCACGUCUGCCAAAAAUUUAGGACAUGUCAUAAUUUAGAAAAAAAAAGUUGUUUUUUUUAAAUAAAUACUGGUACUUUGUAUUUUCGUUUUGUUUUGUAAGAAUUCCAUUUUUAACUGCAGGACCAAAAAAAUAAAUAAAAACUAAACAAAAAGCACUGUAGGAGGAUGUUUUAAUAAUACUGUAAUUCUAAUAAUAAUAAUAAUAAUAAUAAUAAUAAUAAUAAUAAUAAUAAUAAUAAUAAUAAUAAACCCCGCUUAAAGCAGGGAAUCAAUCAGGGGCGAGUUUGUGUUUAUGAAUCAGUGAAAGUUUCACGGCAUAUUGCACACUGUACACAAAAUUGAUUGUUUUGUGAUGUGCGAAAAAAGGCUCGAUUAGUGUUUUUUGCAAUACCAAGCAAGCCCAAAUUUCCCACCGACUGCAUCAGCAGCACUGGUAUACUGUAUAUUGUAACGCUCCAUGAAAAUACACAGGCAGUAUUUAUCCAAACUGUUUAUUGUGAACACAGAUAAAAAGAAAAGGACCGCUGUCAGCCGCGGAUCACAGCAAAGAAAUAAUAAUAAUUAGGGCUUCUGAUUUUCGGUUUUAACCGAUAAAACCCGAUAAAACACCCCCAAUACAAAAAAAAUGAAAUCGGUGGAUAGCCAAUAAACACCGGAAAACACCAGAAAAACUGUGGAAAUGGUUAAUCAAUUCACGUUGACGUUACCCUUUUCACAUUAAAAAAUAAAACCUACUACAAAAAUAAUAAUAAUAAAUACAUUUCCCAGUGCUGCUGGUCAAUGUCCCGCCUUCCUGACUCGCAUCUAUCAUUGAUUCGUUCUAAAUACUUUAAUCCCACCCCAACUACCGAAUGACAGCACAUUCCUACAUUGCUACUGGAGACUCCACUUGCGAGAUUUAAAACGAGAUUACAAUCAGGAUGGAGGCUUUCUAGCGAGAUUUCAAGCUGUAUUUACAUUUAAGAUAUGGAAGAUUUAAAGCAGAAUUGUGACGAAAUGUACAAAAAUACCUACACACAAAAACCUCAGAAGAACGUGUCCAUGACCACAGGGAUUUCGUUGUGGAAGACAGCAAUGAAUAGAACAAGGUACAACUUUGUGCAAGUACUGUCGAGUUACUACUAUACAUAUUUUGACAGAAAAAAAAAACAAAACACUCAAGCAUUUUGGAAAGUAAUCGAAAACACUAUUUUCAUACAGUAGAUAUGAAAAAUGAAACCCCUGAAAAAACUGACUUACAUAAAACUCGAAAAUAGCUAAAUAUAAGCACCGAAAAAUACAAUUAAAACCCGAAAAACUGAAGCCCUAAUAAUAAUACAGUAACUGUGUAUUCUUAGUCUCUCACUUGCUCUCUGCUUCACAGCGCUGUUUCAAAAUGAUUAUGCCAGGCAGAGAACACGUUCUUAUGCGAGUAUAUAUUUAUAUUAAAUAUGUUCCUUUAUAUAAAGCUACAGAUUUUUUUUUUUUUUUUCAAAAUAGGCAAUUUUAAUCAAGGGUAUGUCAAACUGUAUAACAGAGCAAGGUUAGUAAUAAAAUUGGUCUUCAAAAAAAAUAGUCUGCCGAGGCUGUCGUUAGUUUAGACUCGACUGUAGAACGUGUUAAUGCCUAGUUAUCGACAGCAUUUCAUAUGAAUAGCAGGUUGACGCUCAGGACCGAUGACAACUUUAUGCUAAUGAUGUAUUCGUUAACCUUUCUCUCAAUUCAUUAAAAACAUGCCUUCAUAGACACAUUGUUGUGGCUUAACGACGCAUCUGAAUUUUCUCUUAUGAAUAGCAACUGCUGUUAAAUAGGCGGCUAUGGACGAAAUCCGAUCAUUUCGACAGGCGUCAACCCUUUAUGAAUAGACCCCUAAGAGUCGGAUCAGUGCCAUAGCUGUGUAUUAAAGGAAUUGCUAUCCAUGUUCUGGUUGGUUAAAACAAUCUUGAGCUAUGUAAUACAUACCUUUCAUAAUUUAAUAGAAUUUCAUGAUCUCUCUUGACAAUUAUUCAUCUAAAUACAACAUUGUCAAUCCUUACCAUGGACGUGCAGGUUAUUGAUUACUGAUUGCUCAAAUGUUUUAAAAUAUUUAAUAAAUGGCCUGUUGUAUCUUCCACUUACAAGAAAAGGUUUGACCUUGCACACUUGUAGAGGAAACCAGCCAACAGCAAAUGGGGUAUUUUUUAAAACUUAAGCAUUACCUCACUUCCAUGCCUAUAGAAUGUGUUUAUAUCAUGCUUAAGAGGGUGCUUAGCGUUGUGGGAAUAGUCUGUAAUUGUGAUAUUUGCAGCUUUAACAAAAUAAAGGAAACAUGGCUUUUUAAGUAUUGGUCACUUAGAUCGUGGAAUCCCUGGUGUAAAAAAUAUAAUGGUGUUGAUACCACAUUUAACAUUAAACUGUGAUUAUUUUUGUUUUUAAUAUAAAAAUGUUUAUACACUGAGAUCUGUAUUAAUGUAUUAAAAAAUAAUGUUACUUAAUAUGUAUUUAAUUUCCUAUUUGAUAUAUAUAUAUAUAUAUAUAUAUAUAUAUAUAUAUAUAUAUAUAUA
Messenger RNA from Acipenser ruthenus (sterlet), 9016 nucleotides. RefSeq names its product parathyroid hormone/parathyroid hormone-related peptide receptor-like. Lineage: Eukaryota; Metazoa; Chordata; Actinopteri; Acipenseriformes; Acipenseridae. Gene Ontology annotation, biological process: intracellular calcium ion homeostasis; adenylate cyclase-activating G protein-coupled receptor signaling pathway; cell surface receptor signaling pathway. Gene Ontology annotation, cellular component: plasma membrane. The coding region runs from base 1264 to 2910 and encodes 548 amino acids. The transcript has 13 exons. Gene Ontology annotation, molecular function: parathyroid hormone receptor activity; peptide hormone binding; G protein-coupled peptide receptor activity. The record is from RefSeq and is a predicted model, not a curated record.